AUGACAUCCGCAUUGUAUUUAGAGCAUUAUUUAGAUGGUUUAGAGCAUCUACCGAACGAGUUGAAACGAAACUUUACCCUGAUGCGUGAUCUGGACUCGCGUGCACAAAUGCUGAUGAAAUCUAUCGAUGAAAAAGCGGACGAAUACUUGAAAUCGCUCGUCAACUCCAAGGAAAACAUUUCCGAUGACGUAAAGAAGGAAAAGCUACAGGCCAUCCAGGAACUGUUCAACAAGGCAAAGGAGUACGGUGACGACAAGGUGCAGUUGGCAAUACAGACGUACGAACUGGUGGACAAGCAUAUACGCCGCCUGGAUUCCGAUUUGGCUCGAUUCGAGGGCGAAAUUCACGACAAAACAGUGAAUGCGCGUGAAAAAUCGGAAGAAAACGUUACCAAAAAGGGACGCAAAAAGGUUAAAGACAGUAAGAGUACGGUGAAAAAGAAGCGAACACAUUCCUCCGAAGAUGAAACAAAGCCAGCGGGCAACGGAGGAGUGACCAACAGUGGGGCAAACAGCGGUGCCGCCAACUCGAACGGAAAGGGCAAAAACACGAAGAAGCAGAAGGUAAAUCAAGAAAAAGAAGGUCGCAAAGGGCAAAAUAAGAAGGGAGUCGAAAAUGAUGACGCUACCCAGGACGGUGGUCAUGUGAAUCCACAUCCAAGCGACGUACUGGAUAUGCCAGUCGAUCCGAAUGAACCCACCUACUGUCUGUGCCACCAGGUAUCAUACGGAGAAAUGAUCGGUUGCGAUAAUCCGGACUGCCCUAUCGAAUGGUUCCAUUUUGCGUGUGUUGGAUUGACGACAAAACCGAAAGGAAAAUGGUUUUGUCCGAAAUGUUCACAGGACCGGAAAAAGAAAUAA
This is a messenger RNA of Anopheles marshallii, 861 nucleotides long. RefSeq names its product inhibitor of growth protein 5 (gene Ing5). Lineage: Eukaryota; Metazoa; Arthropoda; Insecta; Diptera; Culicidae. Gene Ontology annotation, biological process: regulation of DNA-templated transcription. The transcript has 5 exons. The record is from RefSeq and is a predicted model, not a curated record. The coding region runs from base 1 to 861 and encodes 286 amino acids. Gene Ontology annotation, cellular component: nucleus.